AUGAUUCCCCUGCGACGCCGGCUGCAAGUGACGCGAAGGCCGUUGACGCAGACGAAGAUGCGCUGGAGUUCUUCAGCGAAUAGCCGCCGCCUCUUCGCGAUUCUCGCACACGUGGCCCUACAUGUUGACGCGCGUGGCCGCAGGCGUUGUCCGCUAAGCGGGGAGGGAGUUGUACGUGCGGUGUUCGCGUCCUUCUUUUCCUUCCUGUUUCGCUUUCCACUCGUCGAAGGGUGCCCGGCGCUCCAACUGCGGCAGCGGCGGGCGGCGCUGAAGGCGAUAUGCGGCCCCGUCGGCACGCUGUAG
This is a messenger RNA of Trypanosoma conorhini, 303 nucleotides long. RefSeq lists its product as uncharacterized. The record is from RefSeq and is a predicted model, not a curated record. Bases 1 to 303 code for a protein of 100 amino acids. Lineage: Eukaryota; Euglenozoa; Kinetoplastea; Trypanosomatida; Trypanosomatidae. The transcript has a single exon.